AGUGCAAUCAUUGUCUGUGUGCUCUCCUUGACGAGAAGAUGAAGCGGUUUGUGCUUGUAUUUCUCGCUUUUGGCACUGUGGAUGGUCUUGCAAUCACUCGCAGCCCUCAAUCGAUGCGGAACGCCACGAUAGGUGACAUAGUGUCGUUUGAGUGUCGACUGAACAGCAAGUCAGCGCAUCCCGGGUGGGGUAUAAAUGGUACGGACUACCAAAUAACGGAUCUCCCCCUUGGGUACAGCUAUAAAGAGGAAACUUUCACGAAGAGUCUCGUUGUCGGGCCGUUAGUGCGGUCAAUGAACAAUACAUGCUACUACUGCUACAUUAUAACUUUCGGGGGUCGUUACGAAAGCUCAAGAGCUUAUCUUGUCAUGGAAUACGACACUGGAUCUGACACUGCUAAUUCUAGUUCACGUAUUAGUGUGACUACAUUAUGGAAAUCAGAGGGAAUGGCCAUCUCUAACACAGCACGUUCAGCAGAUGUCGUCCCUCUCUUACCAACAAGGCCACAUAGAGCUUCCACAACAAAAGCUGGGGUCAUUGUAGCAGCUGCAGUUAUACUUCUUAGUAGCCUUCUGAUAAUUGCAGUUGCCCUUAUAAUCCGUAAGAAGAAAAAGAAAGGCAAGAACAGUCCUGAAACAAUGAAGCAACCAGGUAGGUGAUAAAUAAAGUUCACGAAAUUUAUGGUCUUAUUUUCCUUCUCAGUGUAUGAAGAAGUCAUAACAGUCACAGUAAAUCCUCUUGUGAAUGCUAACCCUGCAUAUUCAGGCCUCAUAGCUAUGAAAACUAGCAGUAACCUUGCGUAUGGAGUCUUCAGUGCCUAUAACUAAUGAUGACAAUGUAGCAACUAAAUAUUGUAUCCUAUAUUAAUG
Messenger RNA from Geodia barretti, 869 nucleotides. The record is from the annotation of a GenBank genome assembly. NCBI's taxonomy places the organism in Eukaryota, Metazoa, Porifera, Demospongiae, Tetractinellida, Geodiidae.